GUUCCUGCAGACUUCCACCAUGUAUCAAUACCAUACGUGGCUUUUAGCCGCCCUAGCUGGUACUACCGCAGGAUUCAUGUGGUUCUACCGACCAUGCAAUACUAAACAAGCACAUCCGCGAUAUCCGAAGCAAACCAAUCAUUCCUCUGAUCAAUUCGUCCUUGCCGCUGGGGCGAUUGCCUUUCAUAUUUCUAAAGACAAGCCUCUCAAAGUCUGCCUUGUAUACUACAAAAGGCGCAACGAAUGGCUCCUCGCCAAGGGGCGCAAGGACGAGGGAGAAGACCUCGCAAAAACGGCAGUAUGUGAAGUCCUGGAAGAGACGGGCUACGCCUGUAUGCUCCUCCCUAUUGCACUACCUACACGCGCAACCCUCCCCUCUGCGUCUGUAGCCCACCAAGAAGACGUACCCAGACUGUCGCAAGAAUGCACAGAACCAUUCGCUAUUACAAUCAGGCCCCUCCAGAAACCUAAGAACGUGAAAUUGAUAUUCUGGUACGUCGCAUCGUUGGAUGAUCCCGAGGGCGCUCCGCGCGUUGGAACACACAUGAUAGCGGAGGGGUUUGAGGAGUCUGCGUUGUUUGAAGUUAACGAAGCUCUGGAGAAGCUCUCGUUUGAGGACGAUAAGGACUUGUUGCGCUUGGCUGCAAAGUAUGCUGAGCGUGUAAAUCCACCGACAUGACUUCUAGGUGAUGAACAAUUUUACUGUUCAUUCGGCCAUCAGUUCGAAGCGACCCAGUUCGUUUCAUAGUUGAACGUUAGAGCUUGCUGUUUGAUAUUCGCCAAGCUUUUGCCGACUAUUCUUGUUAUCUGCUGUAAUCGAUAUGUACGUGGGUCGGGGCUCACUAGUAUUGUGACCUUCUGAUUACCGCU
Guyanagaster necrorhizus is the source of this 870-nucleotide messenger RNA. RefSeq lists its product as uncharacterized. The record is from RefSeq and is a predicted model, not a curated record. Gene Ontology annotation, molecular function: bis(5'-nucleosyl)-tetraphosphatase (asymmetrical) activity. The transcript has 3 exons. Gene Ontology annotation, biological process: AMP biosynthetic process; ATP biosynthetic process. Lineage: Eukaryota; Fungi; Basidiomycota; Agaricomycetes; Agaricales; Physalacriaceae. The coding region runs from base 20 to 679 and encodes 219 amino acids.